Pipra filicauda (Wire-tailed manakin) is the source of this 1975-nucleotide messenger RNA. RefSeq names its product SWI/SNF-related matrix-associated actin-dependent regulator of chromatin subfamily D member 1. Gene Ontology annotation, biological process: regulation of transcription by RNA polymerase II. The record is from RefSeq and is a predicted model, not a curated record. The transcript is spliced from 13 exons. NCBI's taxonomy places the organism in Eukaryota, Metazoa, Chordata, Aves, Passeriformes, Pipridae. Gene Ontology annotation, cellular component: SWI/SNF complex; nucleus. Bases 1 to 1536 code for a protein of 511 amino acids.
AUGGCGGCGCGGGCCGGGUUCCAGGCGGGGCCCGCGAGCGGCGGCGGCGGCGGCGCCGCUCCGGGGGCCGCGCUGGGCCCGGGCGCGCCGGGCGGGGCGGUUCGCAUGGGCCCGGCGCCGGGGCAGGGCCUGUACCGCUCGCCGCUGCCCGGAGCCGCCUACCCGCGCCCCGGGAUGUUACCGGGAGGCCGCCUGGCGCCGCAGGGCCCGGCCAUGGGCCCGCCCGGCUACGGCGGGAGCCCCGCGGUGCGGCCCGCGCUGGCGCAGGCCGGGCUGGACCAGGCCCGCAAGCGGCCGGCGCCGCAGCAGCUCCAGCAGGUGCAGCCGCAGGCGGUGCCCAACCGCAACCACAACGCCAAGAAGAAGAAGAUGGCAGACAAAAUCCUCCCUCAGCGGAUCCGGGAGCUGGUGCCCGAAUCCCAAGCCUACAUGGACCUGUUGGCCUUCGAGAGGAAGCUGGACCAGACCAUCAUGAGGAAGCGCUUGGAUAUCCAGGAGGCUCUGAAACGCCCCAUCAAGCAAAAGCGGAAGCUGCGGAUUUUCAUCUCCAACACCUUCAACCCGGCCAAGUCGGACGCGGAGGACGGCGAGGGCACCGUGGCCUCCUGGGAGCUGCGGGUGGAAGGGAGGCUGCUGGAGGACUCUGCUCUGUCCAAAUACGAUGCCACCAAGCAGAAAAGAAAGUUCUCGUCCUUCUUUAAAUCUCUGGUCAUUGAACUUGAUAAAGACCUGUAUGGCCCUGACAAUCACCUAGUAGAGUGGCACAGGACUGCCACAACUCAGGAGACAGACGGCUUCCAGGUGAAGAGGCCGGGGGACGUGAACGUGCGCUGCACUGUCCUGCUGAUGCUGGAUUACCAGCCCCCCCAGUUCAAGCUGGACCCCCGCCUGGCUCGGCUGCUGGGCAUCCACACGCAGACCCGGCCCGUCAUCAUCCAGGCCCUCUGGCAGUACAUCAAGACCCACAAGCUGCAGGACCCCCACGAGCGGGAGUUCGUCAUCUGUGACAAGUACCUGCAGCAGAUCUUCGAGUCCCAGCGCAUGAAGUUCUCCGAAAUCCCCCAGAGGCUCCACGCGCUGCUGAUGCCCCCCGAGCCCAUCAUCAUCAACCACGUGAUCAGUGUUGACCCAAAUGACCAGAAGAAAACAGCCUGCUAUGACAUUGAUGUGGAGGUGGAUGACACCUUGAAAACCCAGAUGAAUUCCUUUCUGCUCUCCACAGCCAGUCAGCAGGAAAUUGCUGCUCUGGAUAACAAGAUCCACGAAACCAUCGAGACCAUCAACCAGCUGAAGACUCAGCGCGAGUUCAUGCUGAGCUUCGCCCGGGACCCUCAGGGCUUCAUCAACGACUGGCUCCAGUCCCAGUGCCGGGACUUGAAGACAAUGACUGAUGUCGUGGGGAACCCCGAGGAGGAGCGGAGAGCCGAGUUCUACUUCCAGCCCUGGGCGCAGGAGGCCGUGUGCCGGUACUUCUACUCCAAGGUGCAGCAGCGACGGCAGGAACUGGAGCAGGCCCUGGGCAUCCGGAACACAUAGGGCUGCCCUGCUCCUGCCCACUGGAGCAGGCCCUGGGCAUCAGGAACACAUAGGGCUGCCCUGCUCCUGCCCAGCAGCACGGGCUGUUUGUGGAGACAGAGCUGCAGAGCUCGCUGGUCCAGCUCCCAGGAUCCCACUCCAGCAGCGAGGCCCCUGUUCCUCCUCCUGGCGUUGUCCCUGCUGGGGGCAAGUCCAGGACAGCGGGGCUCUCGUGGGGUGUGACAAGCAGACAGGCUCCACCCAGCACACAUUUCUACCUGGUUCUCUUCCUGACUGUUGCCUUGUCAGCCCCCAAGGCUUCCAGGAGCCUCCCCGUGACUCCGUAGUGUCCCCGGUAGCCAGAGUUGACUUGGAGCCUCCUCCCAGCCCUUCCCUCCCCUGUGGCACCCUGGAAGCCUGGCUCUGCUCUAAGGUGUGGCUGGGCUCUUCCCUGCCACGU